GGGCGCGGAUGCCGCGUGGCUGGCGCCGCGGGCUGGGUGGGGGGCGGCGGGCGCUGGGCGACUCGGCCAGGGCUGGGGUCCGGCUCCGGCAGCUGCUCCGGCAGAGCAAGUGCCGGCUCUGAGGGUGUGGGCGCGCCCGCGGCACCAUGAGCGUGGGCUUCAUCGGGGCCGGCCAGCUGGCUUUCGCCCUGGCCAAGGGCUUCACGGCAGCAGGUGUCCUAGCCGCCCACAAGAUAAUGGCCAGCUCCCCAGACAUGGACCUGGCCACGGUUGCGGCACUCAGGAAAAUGGGGGUGAACCUGACACCCCACAACAAGGAGACCGUGCGGCACAGCGACGUGCUCUUCCUGGCCGUGAAGCCCCACAUCAUCCCCUUCAUCCUGGACGAGAUCGGCGCCGACAUUGAGGACCGGCACAUCCUGGUGUCUUGCGCGGCCGGCGUCACCAUCACCUCUGUUGAGAAGAAGCUGACAGCGUUCCAGCCAGCCCCCAGAGUCAUCCGCUGCAUGACCAACACCCCGGUUGUGGUGCGGGAGGGGGCCACCGUGUACGCCAUGGGCACCCACGCCCAGGUGGACGACGGCAGGCUGCUGGAGCAGCUCAUGGGGAGCGUGGGGUUCUGCACGGAGGUGGAGGAGGACCUGAUCGACGCCGUCACGGGCCUCAGUGGCAGCGGCCCAGCCUAUGCGUUCACCGCCCUCGAUGCCCUGGCUGACGGGGGUGUGAAGAUGGGGCUUCCCAGGCGCCUGGCAGUCCGCCUCGGGGCCCAAGCCCUGCUGGGGGCUGCCAAGAUGCUGCUGGACUCGGAACAGCACCCAGGCCAGCUCAAGGACAAUGUCUGCUCUCCCGGAGGGGCCACCAUCCACGCCUUGCACGUGCUGGAGAGCGGGGGGUUCCGCUCCCUGCUCAUCAACGCGGUGGAGGCCUCCUGCAUCCGGACAUGGGAGCUGCAGUCCAUGGCCGACCGGGAGAAGGUCUCACCAGCGGCCAUCAAGAAGACUGUGCUGAACAAGGUGAAGCUGGACGCGCCUGCUCUGGGCCACUCCAAGCUGCCCCCCUGCAGCAAGGCCCCAGCGGGCAAGAAGAACUGAGAUGACCGGGCUGCCCUCCGCCUUCUCUCUCCUGGGCUCGGAGGUCUGCGCUGUGCGUCUCUAGCCCCAAGCCACACGGGGUGUGUUGACCUCGUGGUGGCCCACUGCCCCUGGCUCUGGUCCACUUGGGUCAGCCAGGGUCACAGCCGGGGAGGGGGCAUGUCACUUCCCAGUGGGAAUCUCCCUGAGUGCCUCCUGGCCCACGAGAGGGAUGGGCCUUCUGACGUCAGUCUCCCCCUCCUCCUGUCCCCAAAUGGAGUCAGGACCACUGCCUGGGGGCGCAGAGGGGUUUCACACCCCAGAGUCCCGUGGCUCGGGGUUUGACCUCUCCCUGAGCACAGAGGUCCCCGGCCUCCCCUCCCCGAAGUCCUGGCUACGGGGAGAGCUCUGCCCCUCGCCACCCGCCACUCAUGGGACGGGGGCGCCGUCCUCUGGGUGGGAAGGGCCAGAGAUUCCCAUGCACCCUGAGUGGAGGGGGAGGGACGGUGGCUCCCCUUGGCGAGCUGCCCACGACCCCUGAUCCCCAUUGGACGUUCGAGAAACGGCUCCCCACACAGCUGGACUCCCAAGGUUGCCCGGAUACUCAGGCCACUCUCUCCCAUUCCUGAUUUGACCCACAGGUGCUGUCACUUGUCUCCCUGACCCUUUAGGUUAAAUAAAUUGCUUUCCAGUCCAGCGUCCUAA
This is a messenger RNA of Phyllostomus discolor (pale spear-nosed bat), 1775 nucleotides long. It is a transcript of the gene PYCR1, whose product is annotated as pyrroline-5-carboxylate reductase 1. Gene Ontology annotation, biological process: L-proline biosynthetic process. The transcript has 8 exons. The coding region runs from base 147 to 1091 and encodes 314 amino acids. The record is from RefSeq and is a predicted model, not a curated record. NCBI's taxonomy places the organism in Eukaryota, Metazoa, Chordata, Mammalia, Chiroptera, Phyllostomidae. Gene Ontology annotation, molecular function: pyrroline-5-carboxylate reductase activity.